AUGGUAGUAAUUCCCGAAAUCAACCAGCAUAUCACAACCGUUAAGAACCUCGGUUCCGGGCUCGUUGCUGUAUUCGGUACCAACUCGCCCUCCCUUCCUAUAACUAUUGGAGGAACAAGUGGCAUUGGUCUCUCAACAGCGCGUGAAUUCACCCGCUACGCUGCUGCUCCCCACGUCUACUUAAUUGGACGUAAUGAGGCUCAAGCGUCUGAGUUCAUUUCUGAGCUGAAUACCAUUAACGAAUCCGCAACAGUCAGCUUCAUCAAGAGUGAUGUUUCCGUGCUCAAGAAUGUUGAUGUAGCAUGUCAGGAGAUUUCAAAGAAAGAGUCGAAGGUGAAUUUGCUAUUUUUGAGUGCUGGUAUUUUCACCACGAAGGGGCGGACUGAAACAAGUGAGGGUAUCGACAAGAAGCUCAGUCUGCACUAUUACUCUCGCGUCCGAUUCAUUCAAAAUCUCCUUCCACACCUGAGUCAAGCAGCAUCAUCAGGAGGUCUUGCACGGGUCAUAUCCGUGCUCGGCCCCAGCACAGAGGGCAAAUUGAUUGAAGACGACCUCGAUCUCAGAACCCACUACAGUCUCACCAAUGCCGCCACUCAUGCCGUGACCAUGACAUCUCUGUCUAUGAUCCAUCUAGCCACCGCGAACCCAACUAUUAGUUUCAUCCACAGCGCCCCCGGCGGCGUGAAGACAAACCUCAUGCGAGAUUUCAAUCCUCUAGCCAAGGGACUUGUCUCAGGUAUUCUUGCGCUACUGACACCAGUCCAUUCGAAGAUUGGUAUCAUACCUGUCAAGGAUAGUGGAGAGAGACAUGUUUAUGCUGCUACACAUCCGGCGUUUGCGCCACGGGAGGAGCAUGUUGAGACUAUGGGUGCGGAUGGGGAGAAGGGUAGUGGAGCGUAUAGGGUUCAUUAUGACAGUUCGAUUGUUGAGUCAAAGAUGGACUUGAUUAAGGAUUAUUUGAGCAAGGGGACUGUUAAGACGGUGUGGGACCAUACCUUGGAGGUGAUUAAUAAGGCUACGGGGAAUUAA
Molecule: messenger RNA, 1029 nt
Organism: Talaromyces stipitatus ATCC 10500
Lineage: Eukaryota; Fungi; Ascomycota; Eurotiomycetes; Eurotiales; Trichocomaceae
Exons: 3
Coding region: 1-1029 (342 amino acids)
Biological process (GO): secondary metabolic process
Source: RefSeq, a predicted model, not a curated record